CGCCGCAUCAUUCAAACUGGCCUCCCUCUCCGAACCUUCCCCCGUGAUCUCCCUUUCCUUGUUACAAAACGACAACAGCCCAUCCAAACCAUAACCUGCUUUCUUUGUUUUUCUCAUGCAGGCAGCAUAAAAUAAGUUAAACAAUUGCCCAAAUAUGAUAUUUCUAUUUUUAUUUUUAUUUUUUAAUUUACUGACCAAGCCUCCUCCCUCCAUUUGAUGCAUUCUUCUAUGAAUCAACUCACCAUUUUAUUUCCUCGUUGGUUUUCCAAAUAUGAAGUGCUUUCAUUUCACUAACGGAGAUCGACGAGACGACGACGAUGGCGUCGUUUCCAGAGCUUCCAAAUUAUCAUGGGCCCGGUCACUCAGUGUAGCAUCUAGUAACGUCGACACCACCAGACGGUCCGAGUUCGACUCCGAUUCCACCAGAGACUGGUCUGACUCGAAUGGCUUUUACCACUUGCUCACUCAGCGUAGAGCCAAUGAUCUCAAGGUCUUCUCUUUUGCCGAACUGAAAUCUGCUACCAGGGGCUUCAGCAGAGCCUUGUUGAUUGGAGAAGGAGGCUUUGGUUGUGUCUAUAGAGGUGUUGUCACGGUUUCUGAUCAUCAACAAAUUAAUGGUGGUGAUACAAAAUUGGAUGUUGCUAUUAAACAGUUGAAUCGUCACGGUUUCCAGGGGCAUAAAGAGUGGAUCAAUGAGGUGAAUUUUUUGGGUGUGGUCAAGCAUCCGAAUCUUGUCAAGUUGGUGGGAUAUUGCGCGGAAGAUGAUGAACGAGGGAUGCAACGGUUGUUAGUGUAUGAACUUAUGCGUAAUAAGAGCUUGGAGGAUCAUCUAUUGGCCCGCGUUCCAGCACCUCUUCCAUGGAUGACAAGGUUAAAAAUCUCCCAAGAUGCAGCUCGUGGAUUGGCAUACCUACAUGAAGAAAUGGAUUUUCAGCUAAUAUUUCGAGACUUCAAAACAUCAAAUGUUCUGCUAGAUGAUGACUAUAAUGCAAAGCUCUCAGAUUUUGGACUGGCUAGGCAGGGACCUCCUGAAGGACUAGGCCAUGUUUCGACCUCGGUUGUAGGCACUGUAGGUUAUGCUGCUCCAGAGUAUGUUCAGACUGGCAGGCUGACGGCUAAAAGCGAUGUUUGGAGCUUUGGAGUUGUUCUUUAUGAGCUAAUCACAGGAAGGCGUGCAGUGGAGAGAAAUCUACCGCGGAGUGAGCAGAAGCUUUUGGAUUGGGUGAGGCCUUAUGUCUCGGACUCUAAGAAAUUCCAGCUGAUUGUAGACUCACGUCUUGACGGACGAUACUGUAUCAAAUCUGCUCAAAGACUUGCUUCCCUGGCAAACAAAUGCCUAAUGAAGAAUCCUAAAUCCCGCCCUAAAAUGAGUGAGGUGGUUGAGAUACUGGGAAACAUUAUAUCUGAGACAUCAUCUCAAGAUGAAGAGGCCCCUCAGCCUGUUAGUGAAAUGGACGAUGUGAAGGAGGAAGCAGAACCAGACACUGAGCCUGAGUCCACCAAGCUAGGAAACAAUUAUCUCAAGAAAGUUUUUGAUAUCCGAGAGAUGGUCAAUUUGAGAAACAGAUCUAGUGGGAAGUUGGAUUGGAGAAAUUGGACACCUGGCUUGGUAAGAACUUGGUGAUGAUAACCUACCAGCUUGUGGUAGUCAAGAGAUUCGGAAUGCCUUACAUUUCCUUCAAAAUGCCAGAUAAUUGCAUUUCUGUUGGCAUAUUUAGAGAAAUGAAUAUAGAGAUACGCAUAAUUCCUGAAUGGUUGGAGGUUAUUUCUGCCACUCCCGAGUUCGUUUUGGUUUUCCAGGUAGUUGUAGAUAUAGGUCAUGAGGGAAGUCGCAUUGCUAUGCAUGCUUUUUCUUAGUACAGAUUGUAAAGCAUAAGGUUAUGUAUGAAUGCUGCUGUCAAUAUAUGAUAAAUAUUUUUCCCAA
This is a messenger RNA of Mangifera indica (mango), 1924 nucleotides long. Its product is annotated as serine/threonine-protein kinase PCRK1-like. Bases 272 to 1624 code for a protein of 450 amino acids. Gene Ontology annotation, biological process: protein phosphorylation. The record is from RefSeq and is a predicted model, not a curated record. The transcript has 4 exons. Gene Ontology annotation, molecular function: protein kinase activity; ATP binding. NCBI's taxonomy places the organism in Eukaryota, Viridiplantae, Streptophyta, Magnoliopsida, Sapindales, Anacardiaceae.